UGGUUUGCCAGAGAAUCCACUAGUCUGUUAGAGAAAACAGUUAGGCGAGGAAGGUUCAUCAAAUUGUUCGUAAUUUUUCGAAUUUUCAUCGCGGUCGAUCUCAACGAAAUCGGAUCGGGAAGAAGUUGCACGAGUCCGAGUAAUUCGUAUGUGCACCGAGUGCGUUCGAAAAGAAAAACGGAAAAGAGUAAGAGGAUUCUAAUGGAACGUUUAAAUAAUUAUUAUAUCGUGGAGAAUCGUAUCUCAUCGUUGGUAUCAUGCUCGAAAUUGCGAUGUUGAGUACAAAUUUUUCAACAAUUGCCGGUUACAAUUGAUCGGCUCUUGUACCAUUUAUCACGAUAAUAAGCGAAGUAAUAAUCGAUAACUGUUUCGAUACGUCACGACGUAUACGUGAAAGAAAGUGAAAAGAAUGACAAGCGUAAAGCAGUUUGUUCGCUAUGCACGUAGACUCGGCCAGAUAUCAGAGAGCGGAACAAAAGUUGUAAACCGGUUUGUGAAAUAUGCGUCUACUCAAGCUCAACACAAAUUCAUAGAAGAUGAAAAUGGGAAAAAAAUUUUCCCUUCGCCGUUUGGGGAUUUCACUCCUUCCGAUAGCCUCGUUCAUGAAUACGUAUGGAAGAAUGUCGAACUGUUCCCUAAUCGCAUUGCAUUGGAAUGUUCGAUGACCGGGAAAAAAUACACGUACGCUGAAGCGAGAGACGCGAGUAAUUAUAUCGCUAGAAGUUUGAGGAAUAUGGGUUUGAAGAAAGGUGACUUGGUGGCCCUAAUAACGCCCAAUUAUCCGGAAACGAUUUUAGCCGCAGUCGGUGUCUUAGAGGCUGAUCUUAUUCUCACUACCAUGAAUCCUACUUACACAAUCGAGGAAAUGAAGAAGCAAAUAAAGGAUUGCGAGGCAGCUGCGAUUAUUACAGUUGCAGAAAUUGCACAUAUUGUUCUUGAAGCAAGAAAAAAUACUUCCGCUUCACGAGGACCUUUCGUGGUUAUCGAGGAUGGUACCAGAUCUAUUCCCGAAGGCAGUGUGCCGUUUAAGGAUCUUGUCACACGAGGUAAAACAUUACCGCCUAUAACGCAUUAUCAAACGACCUCGAAUGAUCUAGCCAUAUUGCCAUAUUCCAGUGGAACGACUGGCAUGCCGAAAGGUGUCAUGUUGACGCAUAGGAAUUUAGUAAGUAACAUGGAAAUGGUGGAAUAUACGACGAAAGAAAGAAUGUGGCGACAUACAACUGCCGAUUUUCAAGAGGUAUUACCCCUAAUUGUACCCUUCUUCCAUAUUUUCGGAUUGAAUGCCGCGACGUUGCCUCGCCUCCAUAACGGUACAAAAAUUAUUACACUUCCAAAGUUCACGCCGGAAAUAUUCGUGGACGUUUUAACGAAACACAAAAUAACAGGUUUAUUCGCGGUACCAUCUUUGAUCACGUUUAUAAAUAUCUGUCCUUUGCUUAAAAAGGAGAUUUUCCAAAAUGUACAUCACAUUAUCACUGGUGCAACACCAUUACCGGAAGUGGAUGUGGAAAGAUUUUACGAAAGAUAUCAGAUAAACAGUGAUGACUUGAAAUUCUCUCAAGGAUACGGGAUGACGGAAACUUCACCCGUGAUUUGCUUGGAUUCGUGGAGUCGAAAAGCAACAAGUAUCGGACAAAACAUUGCCGGUUGCGAAUUACGACUAGUCGAUUCGGCAACGAACGAGGAUAUUUCUAUAGCUGGUCAAAAGGGAGAAAUAUGGGCCAGGGGGCCUCAUAUCAUGAAAGGGUAUUUAAACAACGAGAAGGCGACGAGAGAGAUGAUUGUCGAUGGUUGGCUGAAAACUGGGGACAUUGGUUAUUUCGACGACGAGUUUUAUUUCUUUGUCACGGAUAGAAAGAAAGAUUUGAUCAAAGUUAAAGGAUUCCAGGUACCACCAGCCGAGUUGGAAGCUUUGAUAAAAAGACAUCCAAAUGUUAUCGAGGCAGCUGUGGUUGGUAUUCCAAACGAAAGGUUCGGCGAGAUUCCUAAAGCUUUCGUAAUUCUCAAGGAAGGUACCAAAACGACAGAUGAUGAUAUUAAAAAUUUUGUAAAGGAUAAAGUGUCGGAAUAUAAACAACUCAGAGGUAAAACAAUUUUUUGUUUCGAUUAUAACUGCCAUUUAUUUUAUAUUUUUAUAACGAAUGACUCAGUUAUUAUGAUAAAUAAUAAUGAUGCGAUAAAUCGCACGAAUAAAGUCCAUAAUCUGGCGAUAGAUAAUAAAAAAAAAUAAUUUUUUAUUUCCGGUAAUUUAAUCCUAUUUUUAAUUAAUAAUGAAUUACCUGUUUAAUCCAACAAUUAUUAAAUUCAUCGAGUGCUUCAUAUUAUAUGUAUAUAUAUAUAUAGAAUAAUUAUAGAUCAAAGAUCAAGAUAUAUAUAUAUAUAUCUUGAUCUUUGAUCUAUAAUUAUUCUAUAAAUUAUUUCAGAAUAUUAAUAUAAUAAUAUAAUUGAUCUAUAAAUUAUUUCAGAAUAUUAAUAUUUAUAUAAUCUUUUUUAUAUUAUACGCUAUAUCUUAUUCAUAUGUAUUAUAUGUAAAUUAAUCAUACAUGUAGAAAUUCAUUAUUAUUUUUGCAUGAUCAUAAUUAAAUAUUUUAUCACGUGACACGAUGUGAUUGUAGGAGGAGUGACAUUUGUUGACAGUCUACCAAAGAACGCAAGCGGAAAGAUUUUACGAAACAAAUUGAAAAACGAGUACAAAUAGUAAAAGUUUAUGCUGAAGAUUGAAGAAAAAAAUUUCACGCUUCGAGGCCUCGAUUUACAAUUCGUACCAUAAUGGAAUCAAUUAUCGAUUAAGAAAGGGUACGAUUAAUCAUUUUUGUAUCGAUUGGCAUAAUGGCAUAUGAAUUAUUCAACUGUUAUAUUGAUAUAUGGUAAAAGAUAUGUUAGUAAUGUUUAUUCAUUCUUUGUGUAUAAUAUUGUUAUCUCAUAAGUGCUCUUACAAGUGUCUUAUUGAUUAUGACAAUUUUUAAAUAUUUUUACAUUUAUACAUAUAUAUAUAUAUACAUACAUAUCUAUUUUGAAAGAAUGGGUUUAGCAAACAUAUAUAAAUACCGAUGUACUUAUUAGAAUAUUAGCGGAAAAUAGCGGUUAAAAUAACGUGAUUACGAAGUGCAUUUUUAAAAUUAUACGUAUAUCUUUUUAUUUUUUAAAGUCAUUUAAUAUACACAAAUAUGAUCGGUUUAUCGUUGUUGUGCAAUAUUUGACAAUGCAAUUAAUUUUUAAGAUUAUUUUUAUAUAUUAAAUUUUAUCGAUUUUUAUAGAACAUUUGUACAAGAAAGUUACAGGGAUUUUAAACUUUUAAACAAUAAAAUGUUUUAUAGUUUUAUAGUUGUGUUAUAAAUAAUUGUUAUAAAUAAACACUUUCCAACAAGCA
This is a messenger RNA of Apis cerana (Asiatic honeybee), 3373 nucleotides long. RefSeq lists its product as uncharacterized. NCBI's taxonomy places the organism in Eukaryota, Metazoa, Arthropoda, Insecta, Hymenoptera, Apidae. Gene Ontology annotation, molecular function: long-chain fatty acid-CoA ligase activity. The record is from RefSeq and is a predicted model, not a curated record. Gene Ontology annotation, biological process: long-chain fatty acid metabolic process; fatty-acyl-CoA biosynthetic process.